This is a messenger RNA of Oryza sativa Japonica Group (Japanese rice), 1186 nucleotides long. RefSeq lists its product as uncharacterized. The record is from RefSeq and is a predicted model, not a curated record. Lineage: Eukaryota; Viridiplantae; Streptophyta; Magnoliopsida; Poales; Poaceae.
CGCACCCCCCACCCCCAAACCCGCUCUCCCCUCCUUCUCCCCGCGUUACAAUCAGCACACGCUCUCUGCUAGUCUGAUCGCUCUCGCCAUCGCACCUCUGUCUCGUCGAACAAUGGCCUCCACCGCCGCCGCUUCCUCCCCUUUCGACUGCGUCCUCUUUGACCUCGACGACACGCUGUACCCGGGAAGCGCGGGCAUCGGGCUGGCGACGAAGCGCAACAUCGACGAGUUCCUCAUGGCACGGUGCGGCGUCACGGCGGAGCGGGCCGCCGCGCUCCGCGUCGAGCUCUUCCGCUCCUACGGCAGCUCGCUCGCCGGCCUCAUCGCUCUCGGCUAUGACGUGCACCCGGAUGAGUACCACAGCUACGUGCACGGGAGGCUGCCCUACGACCGGAUCGCCGCCGACCCGCAGCUCGCCGGCCUUCUGCGGAGCAUCCCGCAGCGCAAAAUUCUGUUCACCAACUCUGAUCGCGCGCACAUGAGGAAGGCGCUGCAGCGGCUGAGCGUCGACGAGGGCUGCUUCGACGCCGUCGUGUGCUUCGAGACCAUGAACCCUCACCUCUUCGGUGAGGCGCCGUGCGCCUCCGGCGAUGACCGCCCCGGCGUGAUCCUCAAACCGUCCCCCGAUGCCAUCGUCGCGGCUCUGCGCAUCGCCGGCACCAAUCCACACCGGACGCUCUUCCUCGACGACAGCGAGAGGAACAUCGCCGCAGGAAAAGCUCUUAGCCUCCGCACCGUCCUGGUUGGCAAGAGGGUGAGGAGCAAGGAGGCCGACUACGCUCUUGAGAGCAUCGGCAGCCUCCGGCGAGCCAUCCCGGAGAUUUGGGGCGGCGUCGCCGUCGCCGUCGCCGGCGAACAGCUCGACCACGGCGCCGCGGAGAAGACGAAGGGAAUGAGGUCCGAUCUGGACUCCAUCAUCCAGCCAACGUCAGUCCUGGCGUAAUCGGUUCCUAAUCCAUUCGCACAUAAACAAAUCGCCACUAAUAAAAGCAAGUACUGUCCAUUAAUUAUCAUGUAAAUUAUUCUGAUUCCUGAUGCUGAGUGCGUGUGCAGUGUAUUUGUAUAUGGGCCUGGCUGACAAGGAAAUAUGCAUGUGUAUAUCAGUUCUGAUGAUCAGCUUUUGUUUGCUGUAAAAUGUAAAUGGCACUAUGAGCAAGGAAUUUGUCUUUGAUUGCUGUUUUUUUUU